Molecule: messenger RNA, 6589 nt
Organism: Hymenoscyphus albidus
Lineage: Eukaryota; Fungi; Ascomycota; Leotiomycetes; Helotiales; Helotiaceae
Source: the annotation of a GenBank genome assembly
AGAAGAGGACUGCUUUUCCUCGAUAGCAGAUCAUGCUAUCUAUCUACAACUCACAUGCUACCGCAUAGGAUUGUUCCAUCAUGCUCACCUUGGAAGGGUUCGAUUUUUAGAGGGCUUUCACUCCAGCUUAUUCCGGCGCGACCCUACGUUUCCAAACCAGGGGCACCGAAAAGACCGAGUCGUUUUGGUGACAAACACAUCAGUCUCGACCACGUAAGAGGCAGCAUUGUUCCAUCUGCCCCACUAGUCAAUUGCUAAUCUAUGCCAAUAGUUCCUGCUCCGCGGUCGCGUUGUCUCUCUCUACCGCGAUAUAAUCCGAGGAUGUCGUAGAAUCACCAAUCCCAGCUCCAAGAAGGAGAUGAUAGAUAUGGCUCGGUAUGAGUUCAAGAGGAAUAAGGAUGUGCAGGAUCUUGUGUGUUGUUGGUUCCUAUCUAGCUCGGUUGAUGGCCGAGGUGGAAUACCAUCAUACACAACAGCAGCUAAUCAUUCGGGCAGACGCAGAUACGUUAUCUACUUUCUACCGGAAGAACACAAUGGGAGGGAAUGGAACGGUAUAUUGACGGAUUAUGAUCACGGGGACUGUAUGCUUUCGGAAAUCUAAAGCUGCAUCACUCUAGAAAUGUCACGAAGAAGAUUACGAUCCAAGCCUCUUGAACCAAAGGCCGCAAGUAUGACACAUGAAUCUACUUGCAUUUCACUGCUCAGGCUCACUGGAAUCAGAAGUCUCAACUCUCAAACGGGAUUCACGAAGCCACCAUUCGCCAGCUUGACCCAAAGCACACGAGCAUUGAUUGAAGAAAGAGAGACAGAGAGAACCCUCCAUGCCCUUUACAAGCGAACAUACGGAUUUAUGAGAAAGUAAUUAAAUAUUUAGAUAUCGAAAGCCAAACCAGUUCCCUAGCUCACCCAGACAACAAAAGGCCAAGAAAACUUCAUUUGGAAGCAAGAAAUAACACCACUCGAAGACGAAUUAAUCAAUACGCAUGUGUCCUACAUGUAGCUCUCAUUGCCGCCCUAGGAAAACCACUACUCGCUAUCAUCCUCCGGAAAAGCCCCCGGGCUCGGUGACAUCAUGGGUGACUCGCUAGGUGCUCGCUUAGUCUUCUGACUGCUAGGUUCUCCGGAAGGUUGAUUAGCUGCUGGUCUUUUCCUAUUGCUCCUCCUCACGCCCCCCUUUGGUGGCGGCUUUGGAUCGCUAGGAUCAAUGCCCAAUUGCUUGCACACAUCCAAAAUUUCCUCUCUCGACAAUUCAUCCCAUUUCUUAUCAGCUUCCUUCUCUAUAGCGGCUCGAACUUCUUCCUGGUUUUUUCUUUUCUGCUCGUAUACUUGCCGCGCCUCCAUUGCCUUGAUCUCCCAUUGUUUGUAAUAAUUUUCAAGGAUUUUUGGGUCUGGAGCACCCGGCUGUUUUUGACGCUCUUCAAUAUCUCUAAGUCUCUUUUCAGCUGGUGUUAUAGAUAUGGGGUUGAAAUCUGGUGGCAGUUCAGGAAGAGCUGGGCGAAAGAUUGCCGCAACUGGUUUCGUUGGCUUCUGCGUUUUUUCGGACUCUGUUGCUGGUUUUGUUUUGAAUUCUGGCACUGCGGUUUGAUUAGUUUUAAAUCAAUAGUGAUAUAUGGGGCAUGGACAACUCACCAUCCGCCAAGUCUUGUUCCAUCCUGAAAGAUUGAUAGGCUUCUUGAUACGGCGUCUCGCCAAAUGGAAAGUAUGGUGGGCCGUCAGCGCCUCGAUAAAUCUCUCCUGGGAGUUGAUCUGGUUCUUGCUCCUCUGGUGGUUUCACGUCGGCCUUUGUUCGCACAACGGGGCCAGACGAUCUGAUUGCAAGUUGAGUUACUUCGGUUUGGCAUCCCACGGGGAAUCGGCGCAUAUUGAAAUAUUUCCUUGGACCUUGGGUAACUUUCAAUUUCUCGCCGGCUAUCUCCAAUUCCCUUUCUAUGGGAACAAGCCGUGGUGCAGCAAAAUCCCAAACAUGUUCGUUUUCAGGGAAACGAGAUUCCCAACUGUUGUUGUUUUCUUCCAGAACUUGAAUCUGGAGCAAGGUGGCUGCUUGUUUUGCUGUCAUGUUUCUUGGGUCAUUACCUUGGAACUCCAUUGCGCUUCGUUGGGCGAUGUCUGGCGCAAUCUCAUGGAGUUCCAAUGCAAGGUCUUGCAGGCUUUCCGGUGGGUCCUCAGGCUUCACGCCCUUGAAGACGGUGCUGCGAAGGUAUGAAACCUCGGCUUCAUUAAGAUUUUGCAUGAAAUCGCGAUAGGUGAUCUCAUAUCCCGAUUUUUGCUCAGCCAGUUCUGCUUCAAAGCUCCCACGGUAGUCUGCGAGAGUUGACAACCCGCGAGUAAUAAGACGUCCAAGUUGCCAAGACAAUCUUUGAAGGUACUCGUAUUUGUUGGGCUGCACAAUGCAUGGCCCAAUCGUUCCUUCAGCAUCGUAUCGUACCUCGUAGUGGCCCAACUGAUUCUGCUUCACACCAGGAGCGCCUGGGAUUGCACUUAGGGAUGUAACAUAUUUAUUUUCGGGGUGGCCAUCAAAUGGGAUCUGAGAUACCAUUUCCAUACCCUCCUGGUCAUCAUUGUAACUAGAAGUUGUAAGCACAAUCUGCCUUGUUGAGAAAAGAGGUGUCUCAUGACUAACCGAAUCACCUGUGCAAGUCUCAUGCCAUCCAAGUUAUGCUUCGCCUCAUCCUCCGUCCACAGAUGAAUAUUUUUGCCGCCAGCUUCCACACGUUUGCUGUUCAUGAGUUGCAGAAGGGACUUCAAAGAAAUACCUGUCUUGCCCUUGACAUAUGGAUCGUGUGGUUGCUGUACCAAUCUAAUAGUAUCCUCUCUCGAUUGCUUCGGCGGUUUAUAAGCUUCCCAGAGGGGAAUGUAUUCUCGAACGUCUUCAAUAUCAUUACAGAACUCCGUCAACUUUGCCAUGUCCCAAUCAGGCACUCGCACAUCAACCUCUUCAAAAGGACGUUGUGACUCAUCCCAAGAAGGUCCAGCAAUCUCGUUGAGAAGGUCGAUUCCGGGGUUUGUCAGCUCAAUACUCUGCUCGACUCGUUGGCCGUUCGGAGUCACGAUUUCUUUGUAGAAGAUAGACGGCUCUCCCGCUCUCCACCGCAAGCCUUCAUCUACACGAUCUAUCAAGGCAGCCAUCAACGGCCGGGGGGAGAUUUUGUUCGCGCGAGCCAUACUGCUGUAAACACUGGUUAAGAUAUUCUUUGCCCUCGCGGUCACUUCCUGGUACUGCUCAAGCGAGGCUACUGAGAAGGGACCGCUCAGAUUCGCAGGAGGAUCGAGCAGACCACGUCGUUGUUCUAUGGCCUUGGUUCGACCCAGAUGAUACUUCAUCUCCAUCUCCCAGCGGUAGGCCGCGACCUUCUUGGUAAAGUAGAAGGGCUCCAGCUCGACUGGGCGUUUGGUGGGAUCCAACGGCAACGUCAAGGGCACUUCGGGACGGUCACUCCAGUCGACGUGUGGAGGGGGCAGCUGGACAAUACGGAACUUGUCAUCGGGUCGAUGCUGUUCCUCGUUGGUACACAGAAGGUUCAGGCCCAACUCGAUGGCGGCUCGCUGGAUGCCGCGUCGUUCGGCUUGGGGGGUGUAGUCGAUGGUCGUCCUGGCGGCUGCUUCUGUUGUUUGCUUCGCCUUUCGCAUCAACUCCAGCUUGGCAUUUUCCCUUCUGGCCUGCCGCUUCCUCUCGCGGGCCUGGAUGGACGAGGGAUUCUCGCUGAAGGCAACAUAAAAGGUCUUGAAUUCGCCAGGCGUCGCGGCCGCCGGGUCGACCCUGGUGUCGGCACCUGGGGGAAGCACCUGUACAUCGUCGUAGCCUUUCCACGCGUUGAUGCAGGACUCGCGCAAGGCGUUGAUUUCGUCUCGCGUGGCCUGGGGCAGCGUGUCGAAGCGAUCCAGCAUGGCCAGCCGGAAAUCUUCACCGAAAAUGCGCUCGACGUUGUCGACCCAUCCCGCCAGCUCUGGGCGGUGCACGCCUGAUGCGUACAUGACCCUCAUCAAGAGGUUCUUGUCCUCUCGACUCAACGUGGUGUUCCAAAGGCCACGCGCCUCUCGUGCGGUCGACACGAUGGCCCUCGCUCGCGCAACUCUGCUGAGUUGCGAUGGGUUGGCCUCCUGCUCGGCUGGAAAGAUGAGGACCCCCAGCGCCUCGGUGGCCUCUUGAACCGCCUCAUCGCUGCUUUCGACGACGCAUUGCACCCCACCGGCUUUCUCAAUCCAGCGAUACCACGUGUCGGAGAUGGCCUUGAAGUAGAGCAACUUCUCUCGGAUGUUGCCGAGCACGCUGCUGAUGCGGUUUUCAUACCACCACACUACUGGCGGCUUCGGCGCGGCAGGAAUCUUCUGCCGCAAGGCACUGAGCUUUCGUAGCUCACUAUCGAGCUCGACCUGUGCGAGCUCCAGCUGGGUCCGCUCCACCUGAAUCUGCACCCACCCACGUAUGAGCUCGGGGGGAAAGUGAUUGGACAGCAGAUAGUGUAGGUCAUCGUCUUCCUCGAGCGUCCGGUCUUUUCCCUUGGCUAGCAGCAGGUUGAUUCGAUAUUCGCGGCUCUGGAUCGCCUCCGGAAGCUCUUGUCGCGGUGGUCGGUCGAGAGUACGACCCUUCCUCCUUCGCUUCUCCGCAAGUUCUUGUCGAUACCACGGCUCGUCGUCAUCGGCCUUGAUGGGAGUCUUGGAGAGCCCUUCGGUCGGAUGCAUCCAAUAUGGGAUCCACGCAGGCUCUCUCAUCGCCCACUCGUACGCACGUCCUUCCACGAACAUCAGAUUUGUACCCUCAUCAACCGUAUCCGGAUCCUGCGUGCUGUCGACGGCCAAGGCCUUGAUGAAGCCCGCGUGCUCGGCGUUCCGAUCAACGGAAAAGGGCGGGUCCUCCCCUCUCAUCUGGGCCUCAACCCCCAUCGCCUCUCUCUCGCUCUGCCAUUGCUGUGUCUGACUCCCUGUAAGCAACCGAUUGGAUCGAGGUUGUAUCAAGGGCUUAGUGCCACAGUCGGUGUCUAUCCAUCCUUGUUGCACACGCUUGUCCCACUCAUGAUGAGUCUCGGACAUAAUCCUGACAUCUCGGAAAAGUUUCUCGUCAAACUGGAGCUUUUCUCCCUUUAUGUACUUGAGAUAUUCAUCAAUCUCUGCAUGCUUUUCGCGAAAACCAAUACAUCUGUUAGGAUCUUCGUCUGCGAGGAAGUUUUUGGCGGCCUCGAGGCGCUCAUUGAUUGGAAGCUGUGGAUGACCUUUGAAUUGACGGUCUGGGGGGACAGGCUCAGGUAUCCCUGUGGGUCCUUUGGGAAUCCCAGGAAAACUUUCGGAUAUGGUCAGUUCUUGUUCAUAAUCUGAGAAGCCAUUUGAGAGAGUAGAGAAGCCUACAGUUUACCCAUAUCUGUCAUUUUAAGAGUGCUUUACUGAAAAAGUUCUACUUUGGUUCCGGCCUGUUCUCUCUUGAGCAUGCAAUCUUCACCAAAACUCGUGGAAGCUUGUGGCCAUCUCCUCAAAUCGUCGUAUGUUCGGGAUGAAUUCGUAAGCAGAGAUUCCGCGCUUUUCGUACCUCCAACGGAGAACGUUGCAGCUCGUUCUCGUGCUUUCGAUUACAAUGUAAAUCUAUUUUGCAGAGAAUUGAAGUUUUCGCAAAAGUUGGAAUGCGACCUUGACCUCGCGCGACACGGUCGUUGUGCUGAAUGUAAGGAGAAAAGGGGGUUGGGACGGCUGAUAAACAAUAUACAUUCCACAACACACAAGCGGACAAUGAAUCAACAAUGACUGGAAUGUUGCAUUAUCAAAUCAAAUUACAGAAUUCCACCGAACUCCGUUCCAUUGGCAAAUAACUCUAUAUUGAAUUUCCACGUUGCUGCAUGAUUUUCACGUUGUGUCUAGAAUUUUCUACCUGUUAAUUUAAGAAAAUAACAAGUUCUCCGUUGUUAGAUAUACAGGUACGAUGUCAUCUUGGAGGAGACUAAGAAAAAAGCAACGGUUGGCUGAAAGCAGCUUUCAUGAAAUUUUAGUGGCACAGAUCAAACAAAGAAACACGGUUGGUGAAUCUCGCUUAACCAGCACCCGGACUCGCAUCCUCUUCUAGAAAUAAUCUUCUUGAAAGGAAGUGCACAAGUGUCUGUUAUAUCAUUUUUCAUGCUUGAUGGAAGUAGCCCGAGUAUUUUUGGCUUACUUCGCAGCCAAUCACAGCUAGGAACCAAACCCCCAAGCUACUUAAUCGGAUUUCAUAGACGUCGGAAGACCUACCCAAAGCAAUCCAACACAAUCAACGAGUCCUAAGCAGGAACUCUUCAUUUCUCCGACCGAAGAUGCCCAUAGUAACACGCGAGCAUCGAGCUCUCAAUUACUCCGAAACAGCGCAAGCGCAAAACCUCACCAGCAUCACCUCCCCAACCGGCAUCACCACACCCUCCUCCCCCCCUUCUCCAUCCAAACACGCAAAGUGCUCGCCCAAAUCACCAAAAGACUUCCGAUUCCACAUCCCUGCACGAGCUGCACCACCACCACCACCUCGCCCAAAGCGCAGACCAAAAAACUUGAAAGACACGUCCCACGCGCGAGACGCCAGGUCUUCUGCGCCUUCCCCACGAACACCGUCGACGCCGAAGAAGAGUCCUAAAUCCCCGCG